Molecule: messenger RNA, 243 nt
Organism: Exophiala aquamarina CBS 119918
Lineage: Eukaryota; Fungi; Ascomycota; Eurotiomycetes; Chaetothyriales; Herpotrichiellaceae
Exons: 1
Coding region: 14-229 (71 amino acids)
Source: RefSeq, a predicted model, not a curated record
CGGCCAACAGAGCAUGACGGCCUCCGCAAAGACGGACAACCUGACCAGCGCGUCGGCACGGGCGAAUUCGCGCAAGGCAAGGUCGACCCCGUCCAAGCCGGCAAGCAAGGCGGCCAGACAGGCGGCACUUCUGGUGGUGGCUCCGACAGCAACUCUGGGGGGACCCAGGGCAGUGCUCACCAGGGAGGCGAUGGGCUUCGAAAGGACGGUCAGCCGGAUCAGCGUUUGAAGCAGAACCAGUAG